CGCAGAAUUUUUAUCCCUUCUUUUGUUAGUUGCUACCAGUAGCAUCGACCUUAUCCCACAGCCUUGGACACGUCUUCUCUUCUCUCGUAGUCCAUCUUUUCAAGGUGUUCACACGGCAAGGCGGGAUUUCUUGGUCCGUCAGGGGUCUCAUUCCGUUGGUUGUCGUACUCAUCUGAUCGUUGAUGUCGUCGUGGGAAUCGCCUAAUCCCCGCCUGUCUCUCAACCGUCUUCGAUUGUGACUGAUCUGCAUCCACCCAAGGGAGGACUGGGGGUGAGUUGUCCACAAAACCACCACCAACAACCCCCAAUUUCGAGAAGCCGAUUGAGCCGAUUUGUGAGGUGCCCCUUGACAGCACGAGUAGCGGGAGGUAAACAUUCGGACCUGGAGUUGUACGUUAUGAUCGAUCCCGACUGCGCAUCAGUGGGAUGUCGUGAGAAACUCAACCAGUCAACCGCAGCCCCUCCCCUGCAAACCUGGUACUGACAAUGUUAUGUGCAGCGAUUCAGCCUCAAAAACCACACAAGGAUCGUCCCAGGUACGGAUUCCUAUUCCUUCCCUCCCACUAGACACUGCAUUUCUUUUUUUCCGAGUCGAUUCAGGGUCGUGCGAGUGGGUUGCCUGCUUAGCUCUGUGAUCAGCAGUCGACAUCGACGUCGGCCGUACGUCACUUCCAUUCCUGGGAACCACCUCACUCCUUCACAUUUCAACCAGAAUUCCAUUCCAUCAUCCAUUUGGGGAUCUUUUUCCACUGCAACCAUCCCGAUACAAAGACCGGGAAAUUGAUCUUCUGCUUACCCCCGAACAGCCUCACCAGCCUUGCUACCCAGCCUUGUCCUGGCGGCAUUGCCUGGCUUUGUCCGUGCAUAUCUCGAGAUACGGCGUCAGCGAGAAGAGCUGAAUCGGCCUACCGUCUGACCCGGUCACGAAAACUCUUUGAUACCGUUCUUUGCAAUCCGAUUCUCCGAAUCGAUUCACCGAUCGGCCACUUCACGUCGACCCAACCAAUUCAUCGCGAGCACGUUUUUCCACAAACUCUUGGAAAGGCACAGGUGGUCUUUCACAUCUAGAAGCCAUCAGGAUGUCAGACGAAGUCGACUUCGACUUCGGCGACAAUGUCGACAAGGCGACCUUUGAACAAAUCCUGGAUAUGGAUGAAGAAGACGACCGUGAUUUCAGCAAGUCAAUAGUCUUUGGUUUCUUGGAACAAGCGGAGCAGACCUUUGGAAAGAUGGACUCUGCCAUGAAAGAUAAAAACCUCCCAGAACUCUCCAGUCUUGGUCACUUCCUCAAAGGAUCGUCUGCCACGUUAGGUUUCACCAAAGUCAAGGACGAAUGUGAAAAGAUACAACACUAUGGCCACAAGAAGAAUGACACUGGAGAAGUCGAUGAACCUGAUGAAGACAAGUGUUUGAAGCUUAUCGGUGAAAGCUUGGACGAAGCCAAGCGAGCAUAUGAGGUCGUCAAUGGCCUGAUGAAGCAAUUCUACGCAGAAGUUUGAUCCUUCUUUGGCCGCAACCAUCAGUGCGACACAACUCUUGACACCACACGACUGUACUAGUGGCGCUUAGAAGCGGAGCGAGCGAUAUCAUCAGGAUGACUACGACUCGUUCAGAAGAUUUGCAAUGCAUGGGCCGGCGUGGGCGACGAACUCUUGGGGGUGGUGUGUGCGAAAAAAUUCCUUCCUUUCAAUUUGUUUCUAGAUCAUGGAUUCGGAGUUAAUACUCCUUUAUGAACGACUUCGAAUGGGUUCGAUUGCGAGCAAGGGACAUACAGGACAAUGCUAAUUGCUUUUGUUGCUGGAGCUAUGGACCUGAAUGAUUGCCAUCUCCAGCUAAGUCCUUCUCCGUUCUCUUUCCUAUCUCGGUCCAGCAACACAGCUCUCCA
This is a messenger RNA of Exophiala xenobiotica, 1885 nucleotides long. RefSeq lists its product as uncharacterized. The transcript has 4 exons. The record is from RefSeq and is a predicted model, not a curated record. Bases 1080 to 1499 code for a protein of 139 amino acids. Gene Ontology annotation, molecular function: histidine phosphotransfer kinase activity; protein histidine kinase binding. NCBI's taxonomy places the organism in Eukaryota, Fungi, Ascomycota, Eurotiomycetes, Chaetothyriales, Herpotrichiellaceae. Gene Ontology annotation, cellular component: nucleus; cytoplasm. Gene Ontology annotation, biological process: phosphorylation; phosphorelay signal transduction system.